Molecule: messenger RNA, 291 nt
Organism: Akanthomyces muscarius
Lineage: Eukaryota; Fungi; Ascomycota; Sordariomycetes; Hypocreales; Cordycipitaceae
Exons: 2
Coding region: 1-291 (96 amino acids)
Source: RefSeq, a predicted model, not a curated record
AUGAUACCCGGAGGACGCCUGACACACCACUCGUCGCUCCACUCCAGUUUUGUUUUUUUCUUCUCUUUUGUCACGCUUUUUGAGCCCUUCCAGAGGCUAUUGGUUUAUGUCCUUGGAUUUUGUCUCGACUUUCUGGCAGAUGAGAUUGGUUGGGGGCUUAAGAUUGUGGCCAAGGAUGCCUGCCUUUUUUUUGUCUGUUAUGUUUUCCUGCAUCGGAUGAGAUACAACUCGGCGCACAUGGCCGCUCAGAUUUGGAGUCGGCAAGCCAGGGGCACAACCCGCCUGGCAUGA